AUCUAACAGAGACAGAGAGAGAUGGAUUCUAUUUUAGAGGAGGAGAAGAAGAAACCCCAUGUCGUAUGCAUACCAUUCCCAGCACAGGGACACAUAAACGCUAUGAUCAAGGUAGCAAAGCUUCUUCAUCACAGAGGCUUCCGUAUUACCUUCGUCAACACUGAAUACAAUCACAAACGCUUACUCAAGUCAAGAGGACCUGAUUCUCUAAAGGGCUUACCUGACUUCCAUUUCCACACCAUCCCCGAUGGUCUCCCACCUUCAGACAUUAAUGAUUCUACUCAAGACGUCCGUGCCCUAUGUGAUUCCAUCGGGAAGAAUUGUUUAGAUCCCUUCCGCAACCUCCUCUCCCAACUCAACUCCGAUCUCAACAUCCCUCCCGUCACCGGCAUAGUCUCUGAUGGUUGUAUGGGCUUCACUCUUCAAGCUGCUGAUGAACUCGGUGUCCCUCAAGUUUUCUUUUGGACGCAUAGCGCAUGUGGCUUCUUCGUCUACAUGAACUGUCACCUCCUCCUGGAAAAAGGCCUUAUACCUUUCAAAGAUGAAAGCUAUUUGACAAAUGGGUAUCUAGACACUCCCAUUGACUGCAUCCCAGGAAUGAAGAACAUGAGAUUGAGAGAUCUCCCCUGUUCUAUCCGAACCACUGAUCCCAACGACUUGCUUCUCGACUAUAUCAAGGUAGAAACAAAGAGAACUCAGAAAUCUGCGGCGGUCAUUUUAAACACCUUCGAAGCCCUUGAUCAGGACAUCUUAGAUGCACUCUCCACUAUGUUGCCUCCUGUUUACACCAUUGGUCCUCUGCAAUUGCUGCUAAACCAGUUGAAGGUUGAUGGUGAUUUGAAAUCUAUAGGUUCUAAUCUAUGGAAAGAAGAACCGAAGUGUCUUGAAUGGCUCAAUUCUAAAGAACCCGGUUCAGUAGUUUACGUGAAUUUCGGUAGCGUCACUGUAAUGACCACUCAACAACUCGCUGAGUUCGCUUGGGGACUCGCCAACAGCGAGCACUCAUUCUUGUGGAUCAUAAGACCCGAUCUUGUGGUGGGUGAAUCGGAUGUGUUUCUACCCGAGUUCAUGAUUCGAACCAAAGAGAGAAGUAUGUUGGCAGGAUGGUGCCCACAAGAGCAAGUCCUAAGCCACCCAGCCAUCGGCGGGUUUUUAACACACAGCGGUUGGAACUCUACACUCGAUAGUAUAUGUGGUGGUGUGCCUGUGAUCUGCUGGCCUUUCUUCUCCGAGCAACCAACCAACUGUAGAUAUUCAUGUGUUCAUUGGGGGAUAGGUGAUGAAAUUCACCAAGACGUGAAGAGGGAAGACGUUGAAAGGCUUGUGAGGGACUUGAUGGUAGGAGAUAAGGGUAAGGUUAUGAAGAAGAAGGCAAUGGAAUGGAAGAAGAAAGCUGAGGAGGCCAUUACUCCUGGUGGCUCUUCCCAUGUCAAUUUUAACAAUAUGGUGAAUGACAUUCUUCUCCCCAAGUGAUGUCAAAUAAUCAAAACUU
This is a messenger RNA of Telopea speciosissima, 1492 nucleotides long. RefSeq names its product 7-deoxyloganetin glucosyltransferase-like. The coding region runs from base 22 to 1473 and encodes 483 amino acids. The record is from RefSeq and is a predicted model, not a curated record. Gene Ontology annotation, molecular function: UDP-glycosyltransferase activity. Lineage: Eukaryota; Viridiplantae; Streptophyta; Magnoliopsida; Proteales; Proteaceae. The transcript is spliced from 2 exons.